Messenger RNA from Anthostomella pinea, 1161 nucleotides. Lineage: Eukaryota; Fungi; Ascomycota; Sordariomycetes; Xylariales; Xylariaceae. The record is from the annotation of a GenBank genome assembly.
AUGCGGGCCCUACGACUGGUUUUGCAGCCGGCGCGCCGCUCCCUAGGUGUGGUCGCAACUCGAAUACCUCCUCGCUCUACCACCGCACCGUCUCCGAUCCUCCGCCGCAUACAGCCUCAGUUUCCUGGCCGACGACUGUUCUCGCAGACCGCCUGCCGACCGAACAAGUGGCAGGGCCCGCCGCGGGACCCCUCACGCGACCCGGACUACCAGCUGCGGGUCCGCUCUCGCGACCCGACCUACCAGCUGUCGCGGGCGAAGCCGCUCGUAACCCACGACAGCCUCCGACGCUUCAUCCGCUCGCCGAGCCUGCAUACAGUGGUGGUGCUCUCGAUCGUGGGCGCGGUCGCCUUCUACUUCAGCAACCUCCAGACGGUGCCGGUCUCCGGACGGCGGCGCUUCAACUGCUUCAGCGAGGAGUCCGUCAAGGCGGCCAGCGACGCACAGGUCAAGCGCAUAGAAUACGAUGUCGAGCAGACGGGCAAGAGGUUCCUGGGGAACUGGGAUCCGCGGACGAGGAUGGUCGAGAGAGUCAUGGCGAGGCUGAUACCUGUGAGCGGUAUGGAGGACGCAGAGUGGGAGGUCAGAGUCAUUGAUGAUCCUCGCACCGCAAACGCCUUCGUCCUCCCAGGGGGCAAAGUUUUCGUGUACAGCGGCCUCAUCCCAAUCGCCAAGAACGAGCACGGCCUGGCUGCAGUUUUAGGGCACGAAAUAGCACAUAACCUGGCAGAACACGUCGGCGAGCGCAUGUCGUCGCAGAUCGGCGUCAACAUGCUGCUCUACUCGGUCAUCUUCCUCACGGGCGGCAUUGCGAUCUUCGCCACGUCGUUCAUCGGGGGCGGCAUUCUGGACCUCCUGUUCUCGAAACCGAUGGGCCGGCUGCAGGAGAGCGAGGCCGACUACAUCGGCCUGAUGAUGAUGGCGGAGGCCUGCUACGAUCCGCAGCAGGCGCUGGGGUUCUGGCAGCGCAUGGAGAGGGCACAACAGGGUGAGCCGCCCGAGUGGAUGAGUACGCACCCCUCGAAUCAUAAUCGGAUACAGAAGAUCACGGAGUGGAUGCCCAAGGCGACGGAGAAGAUGGAGCAGAGCGACUGUCAGGGCACGUCGGCAUUUGCUGAUAUGUUUAGAAGCGCGAUGCGGAGAGGCGUCCGGAUGGAAUAA